Molecule: messenger RNA, 1543 nt
Organism: Ruditapes philippinarum (Manila clam)
Lineage: Eukaryota; Metazoa; Mollusca; Bivalvia; Venerida; Veneridae
Product: S-methyl-5'-thioadenosine phosphorylase-like
Exons: 10
Coding region: 79-915 (278 amino acids)
Biological process (GO): nucleoside metabolic process
Cellular component (GO): cytosol
Molecular function (GO): S-methyl-5-thioadenosine phosphorylase activity
Source: RefSeq, a predicted model, not a curated record
AUUACACUCAACCGCAAAAGUAAACACGUUUCUUUUCAAAGAUAAUUAAUUCGGGUUUAAUUCAGAGUGAGACACAUAAUGGUGAAAAUAAAGGUCGGGAUCAUUGGAGGGUCUGGUCUCAGUAACCCUGAUAUACUUAAAGACAAAACGGAUGAAGUUGCAGCUACACCAUAUGGAAUGCCCUCGGAUGCUCUCGUUGUUGGUAAAAUCGGAGAUGUUGACUGUGUCUUAUUAUCAAGACAUGCUCGUGGUCACACCAUUAUGCCUGGCAGGGUCAACUACCGAGCCAACAUCUGGGCUCUAAAGGAGGAAGGUUGUACUCACAUCCUGGUUACUACAGCUUGUGGAUCACUACAGGAAGGCAUUCAUCCAGGAGAUAUUGUAGUUCUUGAUCAGUUUAUUGACAGAACACAUCAUCGGGACCAGACUUUCUAUGAUGGUACAACUGGGGGACCUGCAGGUAUCUGUCAUAUACCUUUAGCCGAACCUUUCUGUCCUAUCACUAGUGAUUUUAUAUACAAAACAGCCCAGGAAUGUGGAUAUAAUGUGCAUAAAGGUGGUACCAUGCUCACAAUAGAAGGUCCAAGGUUCUCGUCUAAGGCUGAGAGUAAAAUGUGGAAUUUCUGGGGAGCACAUUGUAUCAAUAUGACAACAGUACCUGAGGUUGUGUUAGCACGAGAAUCUGGACUGUGUUAUGCAGCAAUGGGUUUGGUUACAGACUAUGAUAGCUGGAGAGAAGACACUGCAUCAGUGAAUGUAGAAAAUGUGAUGAAAACUUUUGCGGAAAAUUCAAAGAGAGCUACAGAUGUAUUACUAAAAGUCAUUCCUAAAUUAAAGGAUUAUGACUGGACGGCUAGAUUGAAAGAAAAUGCUGAUCUUGUGAAAGGCUCAGUGUUACUUCCUCAUAGUUAUUAAAGCAAUAGUUCAUUAUGUUAUCACAAUAUCUUAUCAGUGGAUUUCACAUAUUUACACAUGCAUUAUCCAAGGUUCUGUCUAAAGAUUAUUAGAUAGUUGUAUGUAUAUGGACAUUUCCACAAUAUUAGAGCAACACUGUGUAUCCCAGAAUCCCCAAAUGCCAGUGACGGAAUAAGAUAGACGUCUAGGCUAUAAGGGCGAUAUAUUUUCCUGUGCUGCAUGGCUAGAUUGUUAAUCAAGAUAUGCAAAGAAACCAUUAUGUACCCAAGGCUACCUCUGUAAUGCUACUUUCUGUAUUUCUACAACAUCUAAACAUUUGCAGGGCACAUUAUAUCCAUUUUAUACUCAAAUAUGAGAUUUGCAAACUUAAACUAGAGCUUACAAACUAUAUACAUGUAAACUUAAUAUAUCGGUGUGUUAACAGUAGUCAAUUCUAGUUAAAUGUGAUACUACAUUAGUCCAAAAUCAUUUUUGAUUGGCUCAAUAUUAAGAAUAUUCAAUUCACGAAACCUGCCUUGCUUUGUUUUUAUUGGGGAUUAAUUGAAUUUAUUUCAAAAAUGUUUCUUUUUACCAAACCUUUUCAUGUAUAUUUCUAAAGUAUGUGGAAUAUUGAAUUAAUAUAACACAG